AUGAACACAACAGUACCCUGGAUUCCGACGUUUCAACCUGUCUUGGUUAAUGCCACUGGAGAAGUCAACAAUUCAGUUUUUGGCAGCAGAGGUGAUAAUGAAUUCUGUGAGCAAGUCUUCAUUAAAGCUGAGGUGUUUUUGAUACUUGGCAUCAUCAGUCUUCUUGAGAAUGUCCUCGUCAUCCUUGCAGUGAUCAAGAAUGGCAACCUGCAUUCACCUAUGUACUUUUUUCUUUGCAGCCUGGCAGCAGCAGACAUACUAAUGGGUAUGUCCAAUGCUUUGGAAACCAUCAUGAUUGCCAUCCUGAGCAGUGGCUAUUUAACCAUUGAUGACCACUUCAUCCAGAACAUGGACAAUGUUUUUGACUCAAUGAUCUGUAUCUCUUUGAUUGCCUCCAUCUGCAACCUUUUGAUCAUAGCAAUCGACAGGUACAUUACCAUUCUCUAUGCACUCCGGUACCACAGUAUCAUGACUGUGAGGAAGGCUCUGGCACUCAUUGGGGUUAUCUGGAUAACUUGCAUUUUUUGUGGUAUCAUGUUCAUUGCCUAUUAUGAGAGCAAAACUGUCAUUGUUUGCCUCAUCGCCAUGUUCUUUACCAUGCUCUUCUUCAUGGCCUUGCUUUAUAUUCAUAUGUUCCUGUUUGCACGCUUGCAUGUCAAGCGCAUUGCAGCCCUCCCAGUGGAUGGAGUCCCCCACCAGCAUACCUGCAUAAAAGGGGCUGUCACUAUUACUAUUCUUUUGGGAGUCUUCAUCAUCUGCUGGGCACCAUUUUUCCUCCAUCUCAUCCUCAUCAUUUCUUGCCCCACCAACCCACACUGCCUUUGCUACACUUCUCACUUCAACACCUACUUGGUUCUUAUCAUGUGCAACUCUGUCAUUGAUCCUCUUAUAUACGCUUUCCGGAGUCUGGAGAUGAGAAAGACCUUUAAGGAAAUUGUUUGUUGCUGUUACAGCGUGAGUUCAGGGCGGUGCAUGCUCUGA
This is a messenger RNA of Python bivittatus (Burmese python), 981 nucleotides long. RefSeq names its product melanocortin 3 receptor (gene MC3R). Gene Ontology annotation, biological process: G protein-coupled receptor signaling pathway. Lineage: Eukaryota; Metazoa; Chordata; Lepidosauria; Squamata; Pythonidae. Gene Ontology annotation, molecular function: melanocortin receptor activity. The record is from RefSeq and is a predicted model, not a curated record. Gene Ontology annotation, cellular component: membrane.